UGGCAAAGGCAUGCGUGUCUGGUACAGCAGGAUGUAGCCCGAACGCAAACUGCAUUACAAUACAGGGGUCUUAUCUGUGCGAAUGUAAACCCGGGUUUGAAGGAGACGGCUUCAAAUGUGUGUCUACGAGCCCUGCCGGUCCAGCCAUUCGACGGUACAGCGAUACAUCAAUGCUUGGGCGGAUAUAUAGGUCCACAAAUUUUGAGCAAAUACCACUUGAUAAAGAUCUGAAACCGUAUCCUAAUCCUUACCCCACCGCUGACCCCAACUACCCAAGUACUAGCGCGUCUUAUUCCCCCUAUCAAAGUACGUCUCCAUCGUAUUCCUCCUACCCCAGCACGUCCCCAUCUUAUCCUAGUAAGAAAUCGGCCAAGAAGGCAAAAUCAUCAAAAAAGAAAGGAAAGUCGUCCAAAAGUAAAAAUUCAUCAAGAAGUAGGUCUGGUCUACCCAUGGCUCAGCAACCUUUCAUGUAUGCACCGUCAAGCAUGUUCAAAAACAUUGAGAAGCACUUGUUCCUGUAGAAGGGGCUGCAUACUAUCAGUGAGACGGAUACAUGUCUAACUUUACAAGAUAAAAGUAACUUUCAGACAAAAACAAGGAAAUCAAUAAUAGCAAUCUAAUAUAAAACCUGUGUGAUCUGUCUUUUAAACAAGAUCUUGAUAAGUAAAUAUAUAUGCUGAACCUGUAGCAUCCCACUUUGUCAUGUGAACCUGAGUCACCUAAAAUAUUUCAUUCAGAAUUUGAUAUGUAUUGAAUUACGUAAAGUUGUGUUUUGAAAACAUUAAUUUUUAUUCAGAAAUAUAAGAAUGUGGGUGAACUGUUUAUACUUAAAUGAUUAAAUGUGUUGAUCUACAAAAGUUGUUGUUCUGUUAUAUAUAGUUGUCUUUCUGACUCCAGUCGGCAUUAAUGAGAAACCAGGUGGUCGAUCAGUAACAACUAGUAUUUUGUUCGAAAAGGUUAUGAAAAACAUGUUUUAUCAGUAAUUAUCCGGCAAAUGUCGAAAGAAAAAAAAAACCCAAUACGUUAUGUUUUUGCCCCUGCCAUGGAAUUCGGGAAGGGCGUAUAUUGUUACCCAUGUCCGUCCCGUCCUGAUGCACUAGUUGAUCUCGGGAACCGCUAAGGUUUCGGGGUGUCAAGUGGCAGCGAGGGCAUUUAUGUCUUACACCCAUUUUCUAGUUACUUAUGUAUAUACAGUCUCCGUUUUCUGUGUCCUUCCGUUGUAUAGAGUAUACUAUAUAUGAAUUAAAACGUUACGUAGUGAAAUCAUAUCAGCAUGACUACAAUUGUGAACCCGAUAUCAUUGACAGAAGUGAAUUGGCUAAUACAAGAUAUUCACAAACCUUCAUUAGUAGAGUAAAAUAACGAAUCAUUGCUACGC
Messenger RNA from Pecten maximus, 1378 nucleotides. RefSeq names its product nephronectin-like. The record is from RefSeq and is a predicted model, not a curated record. Lineage: Eukaryota; Metazoa; Mollusca; Bivalvia; Pectinida; Pectinidae. Gene Ontology annotation, molecular function: calcium ion binding.